AUGGCAUCAGAAAACACAGCCCCGACAGACGAAUCCCAGAAUCCUUCGAGUUCUUUCUACCUGCAUCCUGGUGAAAACUCAGGAGCAACGUUGGUCAAUAUUCAGCUUGAUGAGGCUAAUUACCAUGCUUGGAGUCGCGCCAUGAAACGUGCCCUGAUCUCCAAGAAUAAACACAAAUUCCUUGACGGUAGUGUCAAAACUCCAACCCAUGGAACCAUCCUCCAUGAUGUCUGGGAAAGAUAUUUAUGGGAUGAUUUGCGCGAACGAUUUUCCAAGGGAGACCACUUCAGGAUCUCUGAUCUUCUUCAAGAACUACAUUCAACCAAACAGGGAGAAAGAUCUGUCACAGAUUUUUUCACGAAUCUCAAGGCGUUGUGGGAAGAACUUGAGUCUCUCAGACCAACACCAAGCUGCACUUGUAAGGUUAAGUGUGAAUGUGACUUCAUCAAAACUGUUAUCAAGCACAAAGAAUUCAAGUACAUCAUGUGUUUUCUAAAAGGGCUAAAUGACGUCUAUGGUACUGUGAAGACACAAAUUCUGCUAAUAGAGCCAUUGCCAGGUAUAAACCGUGUCUUCUCUCUUGUUAUGCAACAAGAACGACAACUAAUUGGGAACACCAUAGAAAGCAGUAAGAUCUUGGUGGCUGCAGCGAACACUGAGGAUCAAAGAAAUUCCAAGAAUCAUGUGAAUUGGAAGGGACAAGGACAAGGACGAGGCAAAAACAGGAGUCAGAAUAAUGGCAAACAAUGCAGCUAUUGCCACAAACUAUACCACACCAUAGAUGAGUGUUAUGCUAAGCACGGUUAUCCCCCUUGGUACAAGACCAAAGGUGAAAAGGUGGUUAACAACACUAUUGUUGAAAAAGACGAAACUGUGAUUAAACAACAUGAUCAACGACCAAGCAAGGAAAGUAGUAUUUUCUCAGAUGAACAAAUGCUUCAGAUAUGA
Molecule: messenger RNA, 948 nt
Organism: Vigna unguiculata (cowpea)
Lineage: Eukaryota; Viridiplantae; Streptophyta; Magnoliopsida; Fabales; Fabaceae
Source: RefSeq, a predicted model, not a curated record